GGAUAGAUGUGUUGACGUAUAAAAGCAUCCUCCUCUUCUCCAUCCCUUCUUUUAGCUUUUCUCCUUCCCCCUUUGAAUAUUUAUAAUCCAGGUGUUGAGUGGCCCGAUUUUGCAAGGAAAAGGCAAAACCAACACAAACCCCAGCGCUGCUGGGACUGGCAGAGAUUGAGAGAGAGAGAGAGAGAGAGAGAGAACCGGAGAGAGGGUUGAGGACUCCUGUGCUGGUGUUACUAAAGAUAACCGAAAUAUCCUCCGAUUGUUGCCUUUAUCAGGCGGUGGUUUCUUUUUUCCGUUUAAGUGGUGGUGGCGGUGGGGGGGCAUGAGCUUUUAGAGAGAUAGAAGGGAGGAGGGUUGUUUUGUUUUUGAUAUUCGAGAUGGAAGGAGAGUAUUGCUCCACAACUUCAAGCUGCUCAAGUACAGGAGGCGGAGGAACGCGAAAGGGGACACAAAAAGAUAGGCCUUUUAGGGGGAUAAGGAUGAGGAAGUGGGGGAAGUGGGUGGCCGAGAUUAGGGAACCAAACAAGCGGUCUAGGAUCUGGCUCGGUUCCUACUCCACCCCUGUUGCCGCCGCUCGCGCCUACGAUACGGCUGUCUUCUAUCUGAGGGGUCGUUCAGCUCGCCUCAACUUCCCUGACCUCUUUGUAGCAGAAGAUGAGCUUCAAGACAUGUCCGCUGCUUCGAUACGAAAGAAAGCUACCGAGGUUGGGGCCAAGGUGGAUGCCCUUGCAACCGGCAAACAGACUUCCCCUCAUCUGAUCAGCUCUUGCAGUUCCAGGCCUUCCGACAAGCCCGACUUGAAUCAGACACCCACUCCCGAGAGCUCAGAUGACGAUUGAUCCAUCUAUACCACUUUCUCUUCUUUGUAUUCAAUCAUAGAAGCAUCUCAAUCUCAACCAUCGAGGUAAUCCAAGUCGGUUACAUCAGGAUAUAUCGAGUUUCAUGGGGUUCCAGAGAGGCAGGUAUUUAGAUUACCUGCGCAAGUUCGUUAGUCCUAGAAUUUCUACCUUCGGAAUUUUCUUUAAUUUUUCCUUCUUUUUUUUUCUGUUAAAGAAAUAAGAAGUUAAUGAAAUGGAAAGAAGUGGAAGUUGAAAACUGUUUAGAGGGCGUGUUGGGAAUGUGAACAGACAGCGCCUGGGCCUAUCUCAGUUGCUAAUAUCUAGUUUCGGUGCAGGAGGAGAACAGGUCAAAGAAAGAAUUUUUUUUUUUUUAUAAAACAGAUAAUGACUGAAUUAGGUAUUUUCUGGUUAGGAAGCCGUUGUGGAUGAUGUGAUUGUGGACAUGAGAGAGAGAGAGAGAGAGAAUGACUGUAUGGAUGUGGCCCUGAUUGCUGAAUAAGAAGAGAAGAGAUCAAGUAGUUGAACAGAACAGAAUGCCGUCUCAGUCAAGGAGGGUGAGGGAGGAGGCUGGUUUUCAAAGAAAGCUAGGUGUUUGGUAUUUGCAUCUUUAAACAGGAUGGUGGGUGGUGAGUGACGAUGAUGUUUUUGUGAUUGUUGGUUCUGCCACUUCUCUCUGUUUUUUUUAACUCGUCUUUGUUUUCUAAAUUCUAACCCGUGAUAAGUCAUCAAGAAAAAAGAGAGUGAUAAAUUCUCUUUACGGCAACCGAAAGUUAGUUCUGUUCUUUCUCCUCUA
Messenger RNA from Nelumbo nucifera (sacred lotus), 1629 nucleotides. Its product is annotated as ethylene-responsive transcription factor ERF010. The record is from RefSeq and is a predicted model, not a curated record. Gene Ontology annotation, biological process: regulation of DNA-templated transcription. Lineage: Eukaryota; Viridiplantae; Streptophyta; Magnoliopsida; Proteales; Nelumbonaceae. Gene Ontology annotation, molecular function: DNA binding; DNA-binding transcription factor activity.